AGAGCCGUAAGCCAUGGUGAAAGACAAGAAGAAGAAACAAGACAAGAAGGAGAAGAAGAAGAAAAAGGCAUCUCAGCAGCCCAAGGAAGUCCGAACGUAUUUUCCAGAAGCUCUGUUGGAAUAUCAAAUUCAAAUAAAAGAAGAUGUCAUCGAUCAGCUUCUGCUUGAAAUCAAGCGCUUGGAGGACAUAAAUGAGAGAUGCCACGAAAGGAACCAGAACCUAAAGGCAGAACAGACUGGCCACCUCCGAGCACUUCUAACCACCCUGAAAGAGCAGGAGAAGGAACUGGAGAAACUUGAGGUUGUGACCAGGGAUGAUGUGGAGAAAGCCAUGAAGGACAAAUGGCAGUACAUUAAGGACCAGGAAAAACUGAUCAAAGACAUGCGCUCUCAGAUCAACCAGUUUGAGCAAAAGCUUCUGGUGAAACAGGCGGAAGUAGACUACUGGCUGGAGUAUAAAAACGUGGGGAGUGCUGAUCAUGCCCAACAAAUCCAGACCCUAGAGCAAGAUAUCAAGAAACUCAAGGAAGACCUUGAGGAAAUGAUAGAAUAUUUUAGACUUGCUCUGGAAGAAACAAAGCAAAAAAUUGACAAAUACACACUGAAGCAAAUGGAGCUAAAGAAAGAAUGGGCCACUGAGAAUGCCGUGAAGCACAUUGACAGCAUCAGCUGCCGGGAGAUUAAAGAAUAUGAAUGGCUGAAAGAAGAGGUUGCCCUUUACAGGAAGGAGGUGGACGAAAUGGAAGCCACUGCCCAUGCCCUGGAGGAGGAGAAUAUCUAUCUCAUCAAGAAGCUCUAUGAUCGUAGACUGCACUACCUUAGAGUACCUAGAAAGUUAUUCCUGACUCAGGGUGCCGGCCUGCAGAUUCCUGGGGAAGAACUGGAAAACGUGGAAUCCAAGACUUCAGGGCAAGGGGCCUCCUUCCAGGUCUCUUCCCUGCUGUAUCCAAAGGUAAAGGAGGUAAAGGAGACCGCAGCCAUCACCCCCUCCUACGAAAUGGACUCGCUGGCCUCCACCUCCGAAAUCAUCUUCGCCACGGACCUGGACCAGGAGGGAGAGGAAGGAGAGGGGCAGUCCGAGGAUCCUUCCGAGCUGGUCUACCUGCGAGGGCAAACGGCCUCCCAGUUCCUCCCUCCGCUCCUGUACGAAGACACAGGGGACUUCAAGGAAUACACCGACCUGGGGCCUUUGGAGGUAAAGCUCAUGAGCAUGGUCGGCCGAGCCGUGCCCCUUCACGAAGACAUCAAAGAAAUGCCCAGCAGAACCCAGCUCGAAGAGAGGUUCGACAGCAGCAGGGCAUUCCAGCGCAUCACCUACCAGAUGAUCAAGUCUGUGUUUCCUUGAGAC
Gekko japonicus is the source of this 1348-nucleotide messenger RNA. It is a transcript of the gene CCDC83, whose product is annotated as coiled-coil domain containing 83. The coding region runs from base 14 to 1345 and encodes 443 amino acids. Lineage: Eukaryota; Metazoa; Chordata; Lepidosauria; Squamata; Gekkonidae. The record is from RefSeq and is a predicted model, not a curated record. The transcript is spliced from 10 exons.